AUGUUACCUGUCUACUUUCAGGAGUCGGUGGAUACAUUUAGCACGUGCAUGGACUCUGUUGACCAGAACGACGGAGGGACUCCAAAGGUGAAAAAGGACAAGAAUGACGGACGAUUAUACAAAUUUGUAAAAAAGCACAUUCUACAGCGAAAAGGUUUGUCCAACGAUGUGAAGGAGAUUCACAUCGUUCCGGAUGGAGACGAAUUUAAAUGGGCGCGCAGGAGCGGCGGAAGUGCAGCCUCCCGGUCCAGCACGGGAACUUCCGGUAGUGAAGGAGAUCGGUUAGAAGUAGUCCACGAUAUGGCGGAAGAAUACACGCAAGAGGCAGUAUGA
Mya arenaria is the source of this 333-nucleotide messenger RNA. RefSeq lists its product as uncharacterized. The transcript has 2 exons. NCBI's taxonomy places the organism in Eukaryota, Metazoa, Mollusca, Bivalvia, Myida, Myidae. Bases 1 to 333 code for a protein of 110 amino acids. The record is from RefSeq and is a predicted model, not a curated record.